This is a messenger RNA of Parathielavia appendiculata, 2828 nucleotides long. RefSeq lists its product as uncharacterized. The record is from RefSeq and is a predicted model, not a curated record. Gene Ontology annotation, biological process: regulation of DNA-templated transcription. Bases 149 to 2650 code for a protein of 833 amino acids. Gene Ontology annotation, molecular function: DNA-binding transcription factor activity, RNA polymerase II-specific; zinc ion binding. Lineage: Eukaryota; Fungi; Ascomycota; Sordariomycetes; Sordariales; Chaetomiaceae. The transcript has 2 exons.
CGGAGUCUCUUUCUUGUCUGCGACGCAGUCUGAAAGAGCGGUGUCCGUCCCCUCGUCGUUCAAGCCCGGCGCGACAAUACUUCCGAAUCUCCUCCAGCACCCUUUUGACUGACCCUUUCUCUUGAUUUCCCUUCCUGGUUUUGGCAUCAUGACCUACAACUUCAACGCCGCUGGGGGGGAAGCCGCACUGUUGGAGCAACUGGUCUUUGAUCCGCGCGACCGCUACUCGUAUCCCGCUGUCUCCUCGGCCGCCCCGUCUCAGGACCUGACCACCAUGUCCCAGGCGAGCCGUCAAAGCCUGAGCCCGGUGACGACCUGGUUGCCUCUUGAGCUGGCCGGAACUGUGAGCGCGCCCAUGUCGGUUCACUCGCCCAACUCGGCCAGCGUGACGCCCUCGUCACCAGAUGACCAGAGCGCCCACUCGCCGAGCCAUCAGACAAGCGCCAUGUCGAGCCCUUUGCAGCAACAGCCGUCCCCUUACCAGCCCGCUGCUCACCCGAAUACCACUGGCCUCAUCCCCGACUGGUCUCUUCCUCUGCAGGCCCAGCAGCAACCGGCCGCUGAUCUCUCGCACUUCAUCCAGGAUCCCGCCCUCAUCAGCUUCAACCCGUAUGCCUCCAACUUUCAGCCGGCCCCGAUUGAUUAUCUCCCAGCGACGACGACCCAGGCCCCGCUUGAAGCUGGCCUCCAACUGGAGCCAGCGUUCACCACCAUGUCUCCAAUCGAUGCCACUUCGCGGGUGAUGCAGUGGGGGGCGGGAAUGGCCAACUGGCAGGAUUUUGAGCCUACGGUCGACUUCCAGGCUGAUGGUUUGGCCCGUGUGAGGAGCCUGGGGAGCCAUUCCCCAACCGGCACCUACCUUGAGGUUCUGUCGCUGGGCUCGAGCAGCGACAAUGGCUGGACGACGGUCGACAUGUACCCAAGCUGCAGCAGUUUCGCCCAGACUCAGCAUUCCCAGAACCAGGCAAUUUUCAACCCGGGCCAGACGCUCCACCUGAGGAAUAACUCGGACUCGACCGCGUCCGAUGCCAACUCCUUGGAGUUUGGCAGCUACGAGGAGGUCACCUUCCCCUAUUCGCCCUUCUCGCCAGCCUCUGACAGCUUUGUGGACCCGGCGAGCAACCAUCGCAACUGCUUGCCUGGAGAGCACCAUCACCACAAGCCGUCAACAUCGUCUGAGCUCAUCAGCCCUUCUGCGGCCGUCUCACCCUUGCCCAUCAAGACAGUGUCCACCUCCAGGCCCGUCAUUGCCAGCGGUUUCAGUGGUUCUGGCUCAACUUCACCACCAGCACGGCGGAACUCGGCAGGAACCAGGAAGAGCCCGAUCGCCAAGGCAACGAAGCCCGUUAUCCGGAGGACGUCGUCGGGGAAGAAGGACGGGACGGGUGAGAAGAAAGUGGGCAGGAGACGUGGCCCAUUGCUUCCGGAGCAGCGCAAGCAGGCCAGCGAGAUUCGGAAACUCAGAGCGUGUCUGCGGUGCAAGUUUCUCAAGAAGACGUGCGACAAGGGCGAGCCGUGCGCAGGCUGCCAGCCUUCGCAUGCUCGCCUGUGGCAGGUUCCCUGCACUCGUAUCGAUAUCAAGGACAUUGGCUACUUCAUGAAGGACUGGAAGGCCGACUACGAGCGGCACCUUGGCCGCGGCAUGUCCGUCUUCAAUGUCAAGGGCUUCGCGCAGAAGGAGACGCUCAUGUGGAUUACGCACGGUUACGGCUUCUGCCUCCCAGUCAUGGUUCGCGAGGUAUUUGUGGCUGAUGACAGCUGCUUCCAAGUCGAUUGGGUCGAGUCGAGCUUGCAGGAUCAGGAUCCCAUUGAUUUUGAGAGCCGUACAGAGCGCCUCGAUGUGGGCCAGGAAGGCAUCUCCAUGGAGGCUCUCAACGAGUAUCUCGACAAGCAUAUCGAUGAGGGCUUUGAGCAAUUCAUCGAUGACCAUUUCGAGGGGACGCCAUUCAUCACCGAGAUUUUCAAGACGGCGUAUCGCUUCUAUACCAAGGAGAGGCUACCAGUCAUCCGCAAAGCCCUCAAGCUUGUCGUGGCCUACAACCUCACCCUGCACAUCACCCUGGUCGAGCAGCCGCCAUCAGAAGAGCCGAUGGAGGGCCAUGUCGACGACGAGGACUCCAAGUACUACGGCAAGGUGGUCGCCCCGGUUAUGAUUAACUUCCAGAUUAAGUGCGCCAUGGCCGACAUCUGGCGUGAGCUGCAAAAGGACAUCUUGGAGGAGCUCUCGGCUCUCUAUUCGAGCGUCUACAGCGGAGAGCGCCUCAAGAACUGGCCCACUAUUUUCAUGCUCGCUUCCAUCCUACUGGCCGUUUGGGAGGAGAUCCAGUUCGACUGCCACUACCGCGUCCCGGACCCGGUCGCCGUAGAGAAGUUUUGCAGCGACAUGGAGACGGUGCCGGUCGGUGUCAUUGUCGGUCUCUUCCAUGCCAUUUCGCAGAAGCUGCCGGCGUUCACCGAAUGGGAUACCCGUAGGCACGGCCAGCUCCUCAACAAUAACACUGCUGUCUGCGAGGCUAUGACCGAAGUACGGCAACAUGUCAUCAAGCAUGAGGCGUAUCUGAGGACGCGUGCCGACUCCAAGUUUGACCGAUAUGACUUCGACUCGUUAUCAAACAAGCUUCUCUCGAAGCUGGUCAUCCGGUCCAAUUAGGUUCCGCCUCUGUUUCUUCGACAUGCUGUUCCGUUACGAUACCCCGUUGUCGUCGAUGGUUAUAAACCGUCCAUUCAACCUGCGAGGGUAAUGAUUUCUGUUGUUCUUUUACCCCCUUUCAUAUGUCUUUCAUCUCUGUUUUGCUGCUGAGCGACGGCGUUGUGUUUGUAUGCCAUGU